This is a messenger RNA of Zea mays, 1034 nucleotides long. RefSeq lists its product as uncharacterized. Gene Ontology annotation, cellular component: membrane. The transcript is spliced from 4 exons. Gene Ontology annotation, biological process: vesicle-mediated transport. Lineage: Eukaryota; Viridiplantae; Streptophyta; Magnoliopsida; Poales; Poaceae. Bases 31 to 717 code for a protein of 228 amino acids. The record is from RefSeq and is marked validated.
GCUUCCACUCCCGCCCGCCCCGCCGUCGCGAUGCACAAGACGGCUCAGGCCUGGUUCACCGGCGGGACCGCCGCCUCCUCCGGCGCCGCUGCCGAGUCGCAGCCGUCCCUGCUCGCUGACUGGAACUCGUACGCCGCCACCCGCUCCGACGCCUCCUCCUCCUCCCCGCUCCCCUUCGACAUCGAAGCCGCCGUCCGCUCCGCCAACGACACCGUCUCCGGCACCUUAAGCUCGGUGACCAAGGGCGUGCGGGAGCUGCCGGGGAGCUUCCAGAGCGCCACCAGCAGCUUCCCCUCCGGAAAGGCUCUCAUGUACUUCGGCCUCUUCCUCGCCACCGGCAUCUUCUUCGUCUUCAUCGCCUUCGCGCUCUUCCUCCCCGUCAUGGUGCUCAUGCCACAGAAGUUCGCCAUCUCCUUCACGCUCGGGUGCGCGCUCAUCAUUGCCUCGCUCUUCGCGCUUAAGGGGCCAGCCAACCAGCUCGCCCACAUGACUUCCAAGGAGAGGCUACCGUUUUCAGUUGGAUUUAUUGGAUGCAUGGUCGGUACAAUUUAUGUUUCUAUGGUGCUUCACAGCUAUUUCCUCUCUGUGAUCUUCUCAGUCCUUCAGGUUCUGGCCCUUGCAUAUUACACCAUAUCCUACUUCCCUGGAGGAUCUAGUGGACUGAAAUUCAUCUCGUCUGGUCUCUUGUCCUCGGCAACAAGCUGUUUUGGUCGAUGACCUUCCUUUGUCAAUUGUCAUACAUUUAUUUGAUCAUACCAUGUUAUCGCUUUAAGAUUUUUGUAUGUAGCUGCUGAUCAUCCCUUUGAGGCUUUGUUUGGUACUCUAGUAUUGACUCUAAUCCUCAUGUGUUGAGGUGGAUUGAUGUGUAAAUUAGUUUAUGUUACACCUCAAUCCACCUCAAUACAUGUGGAUUUUGGUCAAUACUAGAGUACCCAAACUAGGUCUGAUAGAGAUUCCAUGGUGUUUCCUCUCCUGUUUGUUUGUCUAGACUUGGACUGGUGUUGAAUAUAUAGAUUAUAGUGUGGAAAUGAUUC